Messenger RNA from Xiphophorus hellerii (green swordtail), 2345 nucleotides. RefSeq names its product serine/threonine/tyrosine kinase 1a (gene styk1a). Gene Ontology annotation, biological process: cell surface receptor protein tyrosine kinase signaling pathway; protein phosphorylation; positive regulation of kinase activity. The record is from RefSeq and is a predicted model, not a curated record. Lineage: Eukaryota; Metazoa; Chordata; Actinopteri; Cyprinodontiformes; Poeciliidae. Gene Ontology annotation, cellular component: plasma membrane; signaling receptor complex. The coding region runs from base 372 to 1886 and encodes 504 amino acids. Gene Ontology annotation, molecular function: ATP binding; transmembrane receptor protein tyrosine kinase activity. The transcript has 10 exons.
CGCCCACAUGCAAUGAAUGACUUACAGAAAAUACAACACAGCCUAACAACACACGCAUUCAGGCGGUGAGGGUGCUGGACGGGAUGUGGGUGUGGAAAACCUGAGAGAGAAACUGAAGUGGAAGGACGAGUGAGAGAAUAGCACUAUGCAGGUGACAACACAACAGAAACUACACUUUAAAAAACUUCUACCUCUAAUGGAAAUGUGUCUGCUUGCGGUUUUAUCUGCCGAAAACAAUGAUGACUGAGAGGAAGGACUGGAAUUUACUCUACAGCUCUAAACAAAUACGGAAAGCUAAAGAGGAAACUAUACGUUUGUAGUUCCUACAACACUUAGUUUGACACCUCAGCGGUCUCACAUAGGUGGCCAGGAUGACGACCAACUACAUGGACAUUAGUCCCUGUAAUCCAGAUGACAGGCUCUGUAUAACACGAGAAUAUCAGCUUGGAGUGAUUGUCGUCCCUGCGUUGUUGGUCUCGCUCACCGUGCUCAUAUUAUUCAUCAUUUUUAUAUUACUGUGCUGUAAUCAGAGAGAGCGGACACGAGUCAGAACUCCUACUCAAUACCACACUCACCAGCACACCACAAACGAGACACACACACAGCGAAACCAUAACCACAACAACAACCGUCACCCCCACCACAGACAUCACCUACAGGGAAUAGAUGCGCCCCCAGGGAUUGACCCUCUUGAACACGAAGAAGUGCCAAUGAGAGUUCAAAACACACAUCACAAUCUGAAGCCACAACACGAAUCCCCAGAGAGACAUGGGACUGCAGCACCACAUAGAACUAGAGACAGACAUGCAACUGCAACAAGACAUCGCUCUCCAGAAAGACAUGCGACAAGACAUCGCUCUCCAGAGAGACAUGCGACAAGACAUCGCUCUCCAGAAAGACAUGCGACAAGACAUCGCUCUCCAGAGAGACAUACGGAUGCAGAACCACAAUCAUCCACAAGGAGGCCUCUUGGAAACUUUAGUCAGGUCACUGCAUUGACGCCAUCUUUCUAUACCAAACCAAGUGACACAGUAAGCCUCUACAGAGCUCGCAUGGACAACAAGGAUGUCAUCUUGAGAGCACUAAAAGAAAAUGCGAGUACCCGUGAGAAACAACACUUUCUGGGGUUUGCAUCCUUCCUGGGAGGACUGGGCCCUCACCCUUUUAUUCCUGCUCUACUGGGCGUGGUUUCUGUACGGUCGCCAUUAGUGAUAGUGGUGGAGGAGCUGAGGCACAGAGACCUACUGGGGUUCCUGUGGAAGUGCAGAGAGGAUAAUGAAAGUCAUGAAAUGACAGAAAAGAGGAUCUUCACCAUGGCAGGACAAGUGGCCUCUGCCCUGGAUUACCUGCACAGUCAGGGAUCUAUCCACGGGAACAUCGGAGCUCGCAGUGUUCUGGUUGGUGGUGACAUGACGGCCAAACUGUGGGGAUUGGGCUCAGCUUACCACAGAACACAGAUCGACACUGCUGGGCUGGUGGAGGAAAUGGAGCUGAAGAAAUGGCAGGCACCUGAAGUUCUGGCCAGGAGAACGGCCAGUAACAGCAGCGACGUAUGGUCCUUUGGUAUCCUCCUUUAUGAAAUGGUCACAUUAGGUGACCCACCUUUUGCUCACAUCAUGUCGACUGAACUUCUGCAGUAUCUCCAAAGAAGAAAAACUGUGAAACGGCCAACCAACUGCUCCAACACACUGUACUCCAUGAUGAAAUCAUGCUGCAGCUGGAGCCCCCAAGGGCGUCCCUCGGUCGCCAGACUGAUUAGGAUGCUUCAUGAAGGAGAGCAAUCGGCAAAUGGGAGCACAGCUCUGAGGGUGCCUGAGCCACUGAACAUGGAAAGAUACAUGAGGGAGGCAGGAUACGGAGAGGCGUUCAACUACGCCGUGUUCUGAUUGGCUGGGACUGCUGUGACAAAGGACUCUGUUGGAGCCAUUAUUCACAGUCCAGCGAAACAAAUUCCUUAAAGUACCAAGUACCAAGCACAAAAAGCGAGGGGAAUUAAAUAUGCCAAUUACAUCGUUUGUUUAGAAAACAUGUUUUUAUAUUUAUAAGUAGUUUUGGAAUACAAAAUAUAAAGCACAGCCAUGAAGUAUGUCUUAGGUAACUUAUUCUUUUGUAAAUGUGUAUACAUUUUGGUAAAUAAUACCUUGGUUGUCUUGGACUUAAUAAACAAAACACUUAAAACAUAUUUAACUUAUGAUCAUUUUAAAGUCAGUCCUGUCUUCUUUUUAAAGACAUACCAAUAUUGCUUAUAUUUUAUUAAUUUGAUCCAUGUCGCCACAAUGAAAUGACAUAAUUCAGGGUUUAUGUGCAGUGCUCAAACAAAUAAAUUGUGUCUUCAUGAACAUACA